GUCACAGAGUCUGCUCUGCAAGGCCUAGGCCUAACCUGGCCCGAUUGAUCUGUCUGGACUUCCGACUUCCGGGCUCCUCCGGUUUCCAGCUCACACUUUUGUCUGAGUCACAACCAGCAGUGUUUAUUGAUUUCGACCGUACAUAAUAUUCACAAUUUGACAAGGAGGUACUUGAUCAAGUUGUUUGUUUUCAAGUUCAGUCACUAUGGCUGACACAGCUGAGCAAGAGGCGGGAGCUCCGCCGGCUCCAGCUGUCGUGCAGUCUGUGGAAGUUCCAGCCUUUCUGAGUUACUUGCGACGGAUCGUGCCAGUUUUGCUGGAUGACGAAGACCCGAACUUGAAGGCUUUGCAAAAUGCUGUUGCAGACAAGCAGCAUCUAGAGGCAGUGAAGAAAUUCUUGACUGACCCUCAGACGCUUUCGUUGAUCGUGCAGCGACCAUCAUUGAAAGAGGAAUCUGAAGAAACAGCUGAAGGGGAAGGCGAUGGCCAGAACAUCCCGUACACCAUCUCCACAGAUGUUCAUUUUGGAAGCUCUAAAAUGGCCAGUGUUGUCUUCAUCAAACGUGGACCACAACUGGAUGGGGAUAAAGGUUUGGCAUCCCAGCUGAGAAUCAUGAACUUUAGCGAGGGGUCACCAUACGAAACACUGCAUGCGUACAUCAGCAAUGCUGUGGCUCCCUACUUCAAGUCCUACAUCAAAGAAACAGGAAAGGCUGAGAGGGAUGGAGACAAAAUGGCACCCACUGUGGAGAAAAAGAUUGCUGAACUGGAGAUGGGGCUUCUGCACCUGCAGCAGAAUAUUGAUAUCCCGGAAAUCACUCUACCAGUAAACCCUGUUGUCCAUGGUGUGAUCAAGAAGUGCGCAGAGGAGAACAGAAAACCAAAGGUUGAAGAGUUUGGGGACAAAGUGGACGAUGCUCAGUUCUUGAACAGCCUGCAGAGUGGUGUGAACAGGUGGAUCAGAGAAAUUCAGAAGGUGACGAAGCUUGACCGGGAUCCUUCUUCUGGGACGGCUCUUCAAGAAAUCAGCUUUUGGCUCAAUCUGGAGAGAGCGCUGCUGCGCAUCCAAGAAAAGAGAGAAAGCACAGAGAUUGUGCUCACUCUGGACAUUCUGAAACAUGGGAAACGUUUCCAUGCCACUGUCAGCUUUGACUCGGACACAGGCCUCAAGCAAGCAAUGGCCACGGUAAAUGACUACAAUCAGCUGAUGAAGGACUUUCCCAUCAAUGACUUGUUGGCGGCAACUGAGCUGGACAAAAUCAAACUGGCUGUGCAGAGCAUCUUCCUGCACUUGAGAAAGAUUCGCUCCACAAAGUAUCCAAUUCAAAGAGGACUCAAGCUGGUGGAGGCCAUCUCAAGAGACUUGAGCACCCAGAUGCUGAAGAUACUUGGGACAAGAAGACUGAUGCAUAUUCCCUUUGAUGAGUUUGAAAAGGUGAUGGGUGCCUCCUUUGAGGUGUUCUCCUCCUGGGAUGAUGAGUUUGACAAACUGCAAGGCUUGCUCAGAGACUUGGUGAAGAAGAAGAGAGAGGAACAUCUGAGAAUGGUGUGGAGGGUUAACCCCGCCCACAAGCGCCUGCAAGGCCGCCUUGAUCACAUGAGAAAGUUCCGUCGUCAACAUGAACAGUUGCGUCAGGUGAUCAUCCGAGUGCUGCGUCCUGUGACGGUCAAGAGGGGCUCGUCCCCAGGCAAUGAUGAGCCGGAGGUCAAGGGAGAACCAGUGGCUGAUGAAGCAGCUGAUGCCAAUGCCAUUGAGGAAGUAAAUUUGGCUUACGAGAAUGUCAAAGAGGUUGAUGUUCUUGAUGUUUCAAAGGAAGGUGCCGAGUCUUGGGAAGCUGCCACAAAAAGGUACGAGGAGCGUAUUGACAGAGUGGAGACAAGGAUCACCGCCAGACUGAGGGAUCAACUGGGCACGGCUCGCAACGCGAAUGAGAUGUUCCGCAUCUUUUCUCGCUUCAACGCUCUGUUUGUGCGCCCUCACAUCCGAGGAGCCAUCAGGGAGUACCAGACGCAGCUCAUACAGAGGGUCAAAGAUGACAUUGAGUCUCUGCAUGAGAAGUUCAAGGUACAAUAUUCCCAGAAUCAAGCCUGCCACAUGAGCAAAGCGAGGGACUUCCCACCAGUGUCUGGUUCCAUCAUCUGGGCGAGACAGAUUGAGAGGCAGCUGAAUGCCUACAUGCGGCGUGUGGAGGAUGUCCUUGGCAAGGGCUGGGAGAACCAUGUGGAUGGACAGAAGCUGAAGGCAGAUGGAGACAGUUUCAAGAUGAAGCUCAACACACAGGAGCUCUUUGAUGAAUGGACCGGAAAGGUUCAGAACAAGCAAUUGACAGUUCAGGGUAAGAUCUACACCAUCACCAGUGUCCGUGUACCCAACAAAGGCAACAUUUUGAAGCUUGGGGUCAACUUCCAGAGAGAAAUCAUCCAACUGUCCAAAGAGGUGCGCAACCUGAGAUGGCUUGGCUUCCGUGUUCCACUCGCCAAUGUGAACAAGGCCCAUCAGGCAAACCAGCUGUACCCAUUUGCUAUCUCUCUGAUGGAAAGUGUGCAGUCUUACGACAAGACUCUGAAGAAGAUUGAGCACAAAGAGUCUUUGAAGCUGCUGAUUGCUGGUCUCCGCAAAGAGGUCCAAGGCCUCAUCGCAGAAGGCUGUGGCCUGCAGUGGGAGUCCUACAAGCUGGACCCAUAUGUGCAGAGGCUUGCAGACACUGUCAUCAACUUCCAAGAAAAGGUUGACGAUCUCCUGUCAAUGGAGGAAGAAAUAGAGGUGGAAGUGCGAGCUCUGGAGACCUGUGGGUACAACGCCGGCACUUUCCGUGAGAUUCUGGCCAAGGUCCAGAAGGCUGUGGACAAUCUCAGUCUGCGUUCUUACUCCAACCUGCCCCAAUGGGUCGCCCAUCUGGAUGCUGAGGUAGAGAAGAAGUUGGCCAGUCGUCUGGAGGCAGGUUUGAAAGCUUGGACUCAGACCCUGCUGGGCAAGAAGGAGAGCACAGUUGACCACUCAAUGGACACUGAUGAUGAGCCGAAACAACCUGCUCACAAGGCUGGGGGAGAUCCAAAGAUCAAGAGCUUGGUCCAUGAGCUGAGAAUCACCAAUCAGCUGAUGUACGUCAGCCCUCCCACUGAAGAUGCACAGUUCAAAAUUCUGCAAGAACUUUUUGCCUGGGAGGCAGUCGUCACAAGCUUGCCUCGCAUCCAACACUCGAGGUACCAGGUUGGCCUUCAGUCGGAGUCGGAGGCUGAGAUCACCUACCGCAGUGUGCUGACAAAACUGCCGGAUGGACCCAUUGUUCUGGAAAAUGCCUACUCAGCCAUUCAGAAGACUGUGGAAGAGUUCUGCAAAUAUGUCAAUGUGUGGCUGCGCUACCAGUCCUUGUGGGAUUUGAAUCCCGAUGUGCUGUACAGUCGCCUAGGCAACAACUUGGUCAAGUGGAUGAAGACACUGGAAGACAUCAAAUCUUCUCGCAAGACUUUUGACACGUCUGAAACCCAGAAAGAGAUAGGACCUCUCAUUGUGCAGUUUGGCAAGGUUCAGUCGAAGGUCUCACUGAAGUAUGACUCCUGGCACAAAGACGUCUUGGGCAAGUUUGGCGGACUUCUCAGCAAUGAGAUGACCGAGUUUCAUGCUCAGGUGUCAAAGUCCCGCUCUGACCUAGAGUCUCAGUCCAUCGACACAGCCAACACGUCCGAGGCAGUUGGCCUCAUCACGCACGUGCAGUCCCUGAAGAGGAAGGUCAAGUCCUGGGAGAAACAGGUGGAGACAUACAAGGAGGGUCAACGUAUCCUGGAGAGACAGAGGUUCCAGUUCCCAUCCAACUGGCUGUACAUUGACAACAUUGAGGGCGAGUGGGGAGCUUUCUCUGACAUCAUGAAGCGCAAAGACUCUUCCAUUCAGACUCGUGUGGCCAGCUUGCAGAUGAAGAUUGCCUCUGAGGACACUCUGGUGGAGAACAAAACAGCCACCCUGCUUCAGGAAUGGGAAAAGGAGAAGCCAGUUGCUGGUGAGAUGAGACCUGAUCAGGCUCUCAAAGCCCUUACCAUCUUUGAGGGCAAAUUUGGCAGACUGAAAGAGGAGAGAGACAAUGUCUCCAGAGCCAAAGAAGCCCUUGAACUUGCUGAACCAGGUCAUGUCAGCCCCAGCCAUGAACGCAUGCAGGUUGGUUUGGAAGAGCUGCAGGACUUGAAGGGCGUGUGGCAAGAGUUGUGCAAGGUCUGGGAGCAGAUCGAUGAGCUGAAGGAGAAACCCUGGCUCUCUGUGGCUCCGAGAAAGCUGCGUCAGUCAAUUGACGGUUUGCUGAACCAAAUGAAGGAACUGCCUGCAAGACUGAGAGCCUACUCCUCCUUUGAGUAUGUCAAGAAACAACUGCAAGGCUAUGCCAAGGUGAAUGUGCUGAUUGUGGAACUGAAGUCGGAGGCCCUGAAGGAGCGUCACUGGAAGCAGCUGAUGAAGCGGCUGAGGGUGAACUGGGUGUUGUCUGAGCUGACCCUCGGCCACAUCUGGGACAUUGACUUUGUCCGGCAUGAGCCCACCAUCAGGGACGUCAUCAGCGUGGCUCAGGGAGAAAUGGCUCUGGAAGAGUUUUUGAAACAGGUCAGUGAGGUGUGGAGAAGUUAUGAGCUGGACAUGGUGAACUACCAGAACAAGUGUCGCCUGAUCCGAGGCUGGGAUGAUCUGUUCACCAAGGUCAAGGAGCACAUUAACAGCGUCACGGCCAUGAAGCUCUCACCCUACUACAAGCAAUUUGAAGAAGAGGCUCUGGCAUGGGAGGACAAGCUGAACCGCAUCAACUCCUUGUUCGAUGUCUGGAUUGAUGUUCAGAGAAGAUGGGUCUACUUGGAGGGUAUCUUCACUGGCAGCGCUGACAUCAAGCAUCUGCUGCAAGUGGAGACUUCUCGCUUCCAAGGAGUGAGCACAGAGUUCUUGGGACUCAUGAAGAAAGUGGCCAAGUCACCCUUGGUGAUCGAUGUCCUCAACAUACCAAACGUGCAGCGUCAGUUGGAAAGACUGGCAGACUUGUUGGGCAAGAUCCAGAAGGCUCUUGGUGAAUAUCUGGAAAGAGAAAGAGCCUCCUUCCCCAGGUUCUACUUUGUGGGAGAUGAAGAUCUGCUUGAGAUCAUUGGUAACAGCAAGAACAUUCCUCGUCUCCAGAAGCACUUUAAGAAGAUGUUUGCUGGCGUUGCCUCCAUCAUUCUCAAUGAAGAUGAUUCCCAUGUGACUGGACUCACAUCAAAAGAAGGGGAAGAAGUCGUGUUUGCUACCCCUGUGUCCAUCGCUGCUCACCCGAAAAUCAAUGAGUGGCUCACCCUGGUGGAGAAAGAGAUGAGGGUGACUCUGGCCAAGCUCCUGGCCAAUGCCAUCCAGGACAUGUCAGCUUUCAGGACUGGCGAGAUCGAGCAUGCCAAGUUCAUGGCCUGGGUGGAUAAAUAUCAGGCUCAAUUGGUGGUGUUGGCAGUCCAGAUCUUCUGGUCUGAGAACAUGGAGAAUGCCCUGCAGACUGCAGCCAGCAAGGGUGGAGACAAUGCGCCUGUUGUGGAAGUGUUGAAGCUCGUGGACUCCACUCUCAACGUAUUGGCAGACUCUGUGCUGGUUGAGCAGCCUCCGGUCAGGCGCAAGAAGCUGGAGAGUUUGAUCACAGAGCUCGUCCACCAGCGUGGAGUCACCAGGACCAUGGUGAAGAACAAAGUGAACAACCCCAAGUCCUUUGACUGGUUGUGUCAGAUGAGGUUCUACUUUGAUCCAAAGAACACUGAAGUCCUGCAGCAGCUGUCUAUUCAGAUGGCAAACGCCAAGUUCAACUACGGCUUUGAGUACUUGGGUGUCCAGGACAAACUGGUCCAGACACCGCUGACUGAUCGCUGUUACCUGACCAUGACACAAGCCCUGGAGGCCAGGCUCGGAGGGUCUCCUUUUGGACCUGCUGGUACUGGAAAGACUGAGUCUGUGAAGGCUUUGGGCAACCAGCUGGGACGUUUUGUCUUGGUCUUCAACUGUGACGAAACCUUUGAUUUCCAGGCCAUGGGUCGUAUCUUUGUUGGUCUGUGUCAAGUGGGAGCCUGGGGAUGCUUUGAUGAGUUCAACCGUCUGGAGGAGCGCAUGCUGUCUGCUGUGUCUCAGCAAAUCCAGACCAUCCAAGAGGCUCUGAAAGACCUUGCUGCUCCAGACAAAAAGGGACAAGACAAUGGCCCCAUCCUUGUGGAGCUGAUUGGCAAACAGGUGAAGGUAAACCCUGACAUGGCCGUCUUCAUCACCAUGAACCCUGGCUAUGCUGGCCGCUCCAACCUGCCGGACAACUUGAAGAAACUGUUCCGCUCUCUGGCCAUGACCAAACCAGACCGACAGCUGAUCGCAGAGGUCAUGCUGUACUCGCAGGGCUUCCGACAAGCUGAGAAAUUGUCCAGCAAGAUUGUACCCUUCUUCAAGCUCUGUGAUGAACAGCUGAGCCCUCAAUCUCACUACGACUUUGGCCUGAGAGCCCUGAAGAGUGUCCUGGUCAGUGCCGGAAAUGUGAAGAGAGACAGAAUCCAGUACAUCAAGCAGGGACUGGUCGAUAGGGGAGAGCCCGUGGAUGAAGCUUCCAUUGCUGAGAAUAUUCCAGAACAGGAGAUUCUGAUUCAGAGCGUCAUGGAGACGAUGGUGCCCAAGCUGGUGGCCGAGGACAUUCCCCUCCUCCACAGUUUGCUCAGCGAUGUGUUCCCAGGCGUGGAGUACAGCCCUGCUGAGAUGACUGCGCUGAGGAAUGAGAUCAGGAAAGUUUGUGGAGAGCUGUACCUGGUCUAUGGAGAGGGUGAUGAGUUGGGUACCCAGUGGGUGGAGAAGGUUCUGCAACUGCACCAGAUCACCAUGCUACAUCACGGUUUGAUGAUGGUGGGACCCAGUGGAAGCGGCAAGUCCAAGGCCUGGCAAGUCCUGCUCAAAGCUCUGGAAAGACUGGAGGGUAUCGAAGGUGUUGCUCACGUCAUCGAUCCAAAGUCCAUUUCCAAAGAUGCACUGUAUGGCAACCUGGAUCCAAACACAAGAGAAUGGACAGAUGGUCUGUUCACUCAUGUUGUGAGAAAGAUCAUUGACAAUGUUCGUGGUGAACUCAGCAAACGUCAGUGGAUCAUUUUUGACGGAGAUGUGGAUCCUCAGUGGGUGGAGAACUUGAACUCUGUGCUUGAUGAGAACAAACUGCUCACCUUGCCUAACGGUGAACGUCUGGCCAUUCCUCCAAAUGUGCGCAUCAUGUUUGAGGUGCAGGACCUGAAGUACGCCACCCUGGCCACUGUGAGUCGCUGCGGCAUGGUAUGGUUCAGCGAGGACGUGCUCUCCACAGAGAUGAUCUUCGAGAACUACAUCCAGGUCCUGCGCCACGUGCCCUUGGAGGAGAGUGAGGAGGACUUCAAGCACAGCAGAAACCUAGGUGGAGAGAACAAGGAAGAUGAAGUUACCCCAACACUGCAGAUUCAGCGAGAUGUGGUGGCUAUCCUUCAGCCAUACUUCUCUCUGGGUGGUCUGGUGAACCGGUGUCUUGAGCACGCUUUCACCAUUGACCACAUCAUGGACUUCACCAGGCUCCGGGCUCUCACCUCUCUCUUCUCCAUGCUCAACCAGGGCAUCAGGAACAUCCUGACAUACAACCACACACAUGACUUUGCCAUGCCUCAAGACCAGAUGGAGCAGUACAUGACCAAGUACUUGGUGCACAGUUUGUUGUGGUCCAUGUCGGGAGACAGCCGCAUCAAAGUGAGGCAAGAGUUGGGCGACUUCAUUAGGAGCGUUACAACCAUCCCUCUGCCUCCUGCCACCAACGUGCCCAUCAUUGACUUUGAGGUGGCGGUGACUGGAGAGUGGGCCCCCUGGCAGUCUAAGGUUCCCCAGGUGGAGGUUGAGACCCACAAAGUGGCCGCCCCGGACGUGGUCAUCCCCACCAUUGACACAGUGAGACACGAGAGCCUGCUUUACACCUGGCUGGCCGAGCACAAGCCUCUGGUCCUGUGCGGCCCGCCCGGCUCAGGAAAGACCAUGACCUUGUUCAGUGCUCUCAGAGCUCUUCCCGACAUGGAGGUGGUAGGCUUGAACUUCUCCAGUGCAACCACCCCUGAGCUGCUCUUGAAGACAUUUGACCACUACUGCGAGUUCCGGCGGACGCCCAAUGGUCUUGUCUUGUCUCCUGUACAGCUCAACAAGUGGCUGGUCCUGUUCUGUGAUGAGAUCAACCUGCCAGACAUGGACAGCUAUGGCACACAGCGUGUCAUUUCAUUCUUGAGACAAAUGAUGGAGCAUGGAGGCUUCUACCGCACAUCUGACCAGGCAUGGGUCAAGUUUGAGCGCAUCCAGUUUGUUGGUGCUUGUAACCCCCCCACUGACCCAGGCAGAAAGCCUUUGUCUUACAGGUUCCUCCGCCACGUCCCUGUGGUGUAUGUGGACUACCCAGGAGAGUUGUCUCUCAAGCAGAUCUACGGCACCUUCAACCGCGCCAUGCUGCGCCUUGUGCCCAGUCUGAAGCCCUAUGCCGAUCCCCUCACCAACGCUAUGGUGGAGUUUUACAUCAUGUCACAGGAUCGUUUCACACAAGACAUGCAGCCGCACUACAUCUACAGUCCCCGUGAGAUGACUCGCUGGGUCCGCGGCAUCUGUGAGGCUCUCAGGCCUCUCGAAACCCUCAGCUUGGAAGGUCUUGUGCGCAUCUGGGCCCACGAGGCUUUGAGGCUCUUCCAGGACAGACUGAUUGAAGAUGAAGAGAGACUUUGGACUGACCAGAAUGUGGAUGCCACAGCUCUGAAGCAUUUCCCAAGCAUCAACAGGGAAGAAGCCUUGAGCAGACCCAUCCUGUUCAGCAAGUGGCUGUCCAAGGACUACAUGCCUGUGGACAGGGAGGAGCUCCGGGAGCACACAAAGGCCAGGCUCAAGGUGUUCUACGAAGAAGAGUUGGAUGUGCCACUCGUACUCUUUGACGAGGUUCUUGACCAUGUGUUGAGGAUUGACAGGAUUUUCCGUCAGCCCCAGGGCCACUUGCUGCUGAUUGGUGUCAGUGGCUCAGGAAAGACCACCCUGUCCCGCUUUGUGGCGUGGAUGAAUGCCCUCAGUGUGGUCCAGAUCAAGGUGCACAACAAGUACACGGCCAACGAGUUUGAUGAGGACUUGCGGUCCGUACUUCGCAGGGCUGGAUGUAAGGCAGAAAAAAUUUGCUUCAUCAUGGACGAGUCGAACGUCCUGGACUCGAGCUUCCUGGAGAGGAUGAACACACUGCUGGCCAACGGAGAAGUCCCGGGCCUGUUUGAGGGCGACGAGUACACCACACUGAUGACUCAGUGCAAGGAAGGUGCCAUCAGAGAGGGACACAUGCUGGACUCUGCCGAGGAGCUCUACAAGUGGUUCACCUCUCAGGUUAUCAGAAACCUUCACGUGGUGUUCACCAUGAACCCAUCUUCUGAGGGUCUCAAGGACAGAGCAGCAACUUCUCCUGCUUUGUUCAACAGAUGUGUCCUGAAUUGGUUUGGUGACUGGUCCAAUGGAGCUCUGUACCAAGUUGGAAAGGAGUUCACCAACAAAGUGGACCUGGAAAAGGGAUCUUACAAGCCACCAGACAUGUUCCCUGCCGCCUACGAGAACCUCACACCCUCACCAUCCCACAGAGAGGCCGUCAUCGACAGCUUUGUCUAUGUGCACCAGUCUUUGCAUCAGGCAAACUCCAAAGUGGCGCGCAGAAGUGGCCGUGUCAUGGCCAUCACUCCCAGACAUUACCUGGACUUCAUUCACCACUUUGCUAAGCUGUACAACGAGAAGCGUUCUGACCUGGAGGAGCAACAGCUUCACUUGAAUGUGGGUUUGCAGAAGAUCCACGAGACUGUGGAGCAGGUGGAGGAACUGCAGAAGUCGCUGUCCAUCAAGAGGAUUGAGCUGGAGGAGAAGAACAACGCUGCCAACGCCAAGCUCAAGCAGAUGGUGAAAGACCAGCAAGAGGCUGAGCGGAAGAAGGUGACAUCUCAGGAAAUCCAGCAGGCUCUGAAGGACCAGACCAAGGUGAUCUCGGAGAAACAGAGCAGUGUCAUGGCAGACCUGGAGCAGGUGGAGCCAGCUGUCAUUGAGGCACAGAAUGCUGUGAAGGGCAUCAAGAAAAAGGACUUGGUGGAGAUCAGGUCCAUGGGUAAUCCUCCUCCGGUGGUCAAAUUGGCCCUGGAGGCCAUCUGCCUGUUGCUGGGAGAGAGCGCCACGGACUGGAAGGUCAUCCGACAGGUCAUCAUCAAAGACAGCUUCAUCACGUCUAUUGUUAACAUGAAAACAGACGACAUCUCGGAUGACAUCCGCAACAAGAUGAAGACCAAGUACUUGAACAACCCUGACUACAACUACGAGAAGGUGAACAGGGCCAGUUUGGCUUGUGGACCCAUGGUCAAGUGGGCCAUUGCUCAGAUCCAGUAUGCUGAAAUGUUGAAGAGGAUUGAACCUCUGCGCAAUGAGUUGAGUGGCCUGGAGAACCAGGCGGAGGAGAACCGUCUUAAGGGAGAGGAGGUGAACAAGCUCGUUGUGGAGCUGGAGCGCAGCAUCUCCAAGUACAAGGAGGAGUACGCCAUGCUCAUCAGCCAGGCCCAGGCCAUCAAGGCUGAUUUGGCUGCUGUGGAAGCUAAGGUGGAGCGCAGUGUUGCUUUGUUGAACAGUCUGACGAGUGAGAAGCUCAGAUGGGAGGCUGGAAGCGAGACCUUCAAGAACCAGAUGGCCACCAUCAUUGGAGAUGUUCUACUCUCUUCUGCUUUCAUGGCUUAUGGUGGAUACUUUGACCAGCUCAUGAGGCACACUCUCUUCUCCAACUGGUGUGAACACUUGCAGAAAGCCAACAUCCAGUUCAGGACAGACCUGGCAAAGACAGAGUAUCUGUCCAAUGCUGAUGAGAGACUGAAGUGGCAGGCCAAUGCUCUGCCCACGGACGAACUGUGCACUGAGAACGCCAUCAUGCUGAAGCGCUUCAACAGAUACCCACUCAUCAUUGACCCGUCCGGGCAGGCUACAGAGUUCAUCAUGAAUGAGUUCAAGGAGAGGAAGAUCACUAAGACCAGUUUCUUGGACGAUGCAUUCCGUAAGAACCUUGAGAGUGCUCUGCGAUUUGGUAAUCCCCUCCUGGUACAGGAUGUGGAGAAUUACGAUCCCAUAUUGAACCCAGUUCUGAACAGAGAGUUGCGCCGCACUGGUGGCCGUGUCCUGAUCUCUCUGGGAGACCAAGAUAUUGAUUUGUCUCCCUCUUUCACCAUCUUCUUGACCACCCGAGACCCCAACGUGGAGUUUGCCCCUGACCUCUGCUCUCGUGUCACGUUUGUCAACUUCACUGUCACCCGUAGCAGUUUGCAGAGUCAGUGCUUGAACCAGGUUCUCAAAGCAGAGAGACCAGAUGUUGACGAAAAGCGCUCUGAUCUGCUGAAACUGCAAGGUGAAUUCCAACUGAGACUGAGACAACUUGAGAAGUCUCUGUUGCAAGCACUGAAUGAUGUCAAGGGCAAGAUUCUGGAUGAUGACAGCAUCCUGAGUCACUUGGAGACCCUGAAGUUGGAGGCUGCGGAGGUAGCCAAGAAGGUGGAGGAGACGGAUGUGGUGAUGGCCGAGGUGAACACCGUGUCCCAGCAGUACGAGCCGCUGGCCAUGAGCUGCUCCAGCAUCUACUUCACCCUGGAGGCUCUGCAACAGGUGCACUUCCUGUACCAGUACUCCCUGCAGUUCUUCCUAGAGAUUUUCCAUGCCUCCACUAGCAACAACCAGCAUCUGACGGGUCUCAAGGACCACACAGCUCGCCUCUCCAGGAUCACUACUGACCUCUUUAUGGAAGCCUACAGUCGGGUUGGUAGAGGAAUGCUUCACCAGGACAGAAUCACGUUUGCCAUACAGCUGUGCAGGAUUCAUCUGCAGGGAAUGGCAGGAGAAAGCUCUUAUGAGACAGAGUUUGACCACUUCAUGAGGAGCCAGGAGGGCUUGCUCGCUGACAAACCCACCUCUACUCUGCCUGGCCUCAGCACCCAGCAGCACUCUGCUCUGGUUCGCCUCAGCAAACUGUCUUCCUUCAGGAACAUCAUGAGUGAAGUCACUGGAAAUGCUGAAUUCAGCUCUUGGCUUGAGUGUGCCAAUCCAGAACUGGAGAUCCCCAAGAUGUGGGUGGAAGACAAGUCCAUCACUGAUGUUGGAAAGGCUGUGAAUGGGCUCUUGGUGAUCCACGCGCUGCGACCGGACAGACUGACAGCCAUGGCCAGGAUUUUUGUCGAGAAAGUUCUGGGCACAGAAUUUGUGCACGUCUCUGCCAAGGAAAUGGACCUGGCUGCCAUCUGUGAAAAUGAGAUCAAGGGAGCCACACCAGUUCUGAUGUGCUCUGUGACUGGUUAUGAUGCUAGCUCAAGAGUUGAUGAUUUGGCUGCUGAGCUCAACAAGUCCAUCACAUCCAUUGCCAUUGGCUCUGCUGAAGGUUUCACACAAGCAGACAAGGCGAUCAACUCCUCCAGCAAGUCCGGACGCUGGGUGAUCCUGAAGAACGUUCACCUGGCUCCUCAGUGGCUGGUGCAGCUGGAGAAAAAACUUCACAGCUUGCAGGUGCACCCCAGCUUCAGGCUCUUCCUCACCAUGGAGAUCAACCCCAAGCUGCCUACCAAUCUGCUUAGGGCUGGCAGAGUGUUUGUGUUCGAGCCCCCUCCGGGUGUGCCAGCCAACCUGAUGAGAACAUUCAGCACCGUUCCCUCCGCUCGCAUGUGCAAGGCACCAAAUGAGCGAGCCCGUUUGUACUUCCUCCUGGCCUGGCUCCAUGCCAUUCUCCAAGAGCGCAUGCGCUACACACCCCUGGGCUGGGCCAAGAAGUACGAGUUCACAGAGUCUGACCUCCGCGUGGCCUGUGAUAUGCUGGAUGUAUGGAUCGACUCUGUUGCCAUGGGCCGCACAAAUCUUCCACCUGAGAAAGUACCAUGGGAUGCCAUCAGAACCCUUCUGGCCCAGUGCAUCUAUGGUGGCAAGAUUGACAACGACUUUGAUCAGCGCCUACUGACCUCAUUUGUGAACAAGUUGUUCACCCCCAAGAGCUUUGAGGGAGACUUCCCUCUGGUGCAGGACAUUGAUGGCAUCAAAGGCAAACACAUCACAAUGCCAGAUGGAGUCAGGCGUGAGCAGUUUGUCCAGUUUGUGGAGAACAUGGAGGGAUCUCAGACCCCGUCAUGGCUUGGUCUUCCCAACAAUGCCGAGAAAGUGCUCCUUACAACACAAGGGAGCAGCAUGAUCGCUAACCUGCUGCGCAUGCAGCUGCUGGAGGACUCUGAGGUGUCCAGCCAUGGCGGCACGCCCGAGGAGCACGAGAAACGCCUGGCGGAUGGACGUCCCGCGUGGAUGAGGACCCUGCACACUUCCGUCACUGCUUGGCUGCAGCUGGUGCCCAAGGCCCUGGGUGGUAUGAAGAGAACGGUGGAGAACAUCAAGGACCCGUUGUUCCGCUUCUUCGAGCGGGAGGUCAAUGCUGGAGCCAAGCUGCUGGCCGAUGUGCGCCGUGACCUGAUGGACAUGAUCAAAGUGUGCGACGGGGAGAAGAAGCCCACCAACCACCACCGCUCCAUGAUGGCUGAUCUGGUGAAAGGAAUUAUUCCUUCCUCCUGGAGACGCUACAAUGUCCCGGCGGGCCUGACGGUCAUCCAGUGGAUCACAGACUUCAGCAUGAGGAUCAAGCAGCUGCAGGCCAUCUCUCAAGCCACACAGUCGGGUGGAGCUAGAGAACUCAAGAACCUGCAGAUCUGGCUUGGUGGUCUGUUCAUCCCGGAGGCUUACAUCACGGCCACACGACAGUUUGUGGCCCAGGCCAACCACUGGUCCCUGGAGGAACUCUACCUGGAUGUGCUGGUACAAUCUAACAAGACAGUCAACCUGGAUGACUGCAGUUUCUCCAUCACUGGUUUGAAACUGCAAGGAGCUGUGUGCAAGGAGAACAAACUGCAGCUGAGUAAGACCAUCUCCACAGAGCUGCCUCUCACCAUCCUGCGCUGGAUCAGACUGGAAGGUGGCAAGGACCUGUCGGAGGGUAAGGUCACCCUGCCCGUGUACCUGAAUGCCACGCGCAGCCAGCUGCUGUUGACCCUGGACUUUGUGCCGGCCGAGGGAACCAGCCAGGACCACAGCUUCUAUGAGAGAGGUGUGGCCCUCAUCUCAUCAGAUCUCAGCUAAACUGGAGAGAUGACGUGAACCGUGAUGCCAACAGCAUCCCCAGCAAAUGAGAGUCUCGCUUUGAUAACUUGAGACCUUACACAUUGAUGUUGAUCGAUGUCUUUUCAUUUUCUUUUUCUGUCGCUUCUCGUUGUGUUACUGUGUGAAGAUUGUAUCAGCUUACAAGUUAAUUGUCUUUAAUGUUAUGCAACCGAUACGUCACGAUCAUUUGUCAGCUGCACCUCUAGAACAAAUUCAUCAUGUGCCGUUGCCUGUCAGUGGAUGGCAAUUUAAUUUUUCAAACAAUACUGCGUGAGUAUAAUUAUCAUGGCGAGUUGACCAAAUGCAGAGGGAUUCUACAGGUGUGGGUUACCGUUGAGGAACUUCCCUGCAGCUUCUUGCCACUGGUGUGGUAAUUACUUUUAUUGAUUUAUAUGCUGCAGAGUCAGAACUCAUUAGCUGCACGGCUAUUAUUGUGUUGCACUGUGUGGGAGGUGAGAUACUGUCUGUAGUCUUUGAGAUAUAUCCAUCAUAAUGUUAAACAAUGACUUUUUUGUAAGUACUUGUUUUGUCAGUUGCACUUUCUGGAUAUUAGAUACCUGUAUUCAGUGUUCAACUGCUCGUGAAAUUAGAGCUUCUUGAUUACAAGUGAUUAGACCUUUUAAAUGAAAAACCUAUCUCUCUGUUUAAGGUUUUGCUUGGAGUGAGUACCAUAUAGUUACCAUUUUUAACACUCCAGUGUACACUCCCUCAGAAAUGCAUUGCACUGAUGAAAUUAAUGAAAAUAUUUUCUCAUCCUCAAAUUAUUAUGCUGUUUCUUAAGGUUAAACAUUUCAAAUGAAAAUGAAAAAUAAUAUAUAUUUUUUGUCCAUUACAGAAGUUUUAAUUCUUGCAUUUCCUUUUAGAAAAUUGAUAUUGGUUGUAUAAUAUGACCUACUUUUUUUCAUUACCGAAAUGCCAGCUGUUUUAACCCUUAAAACCCUAUACCGCUGGUCAACUUUAUCGUUUAACUCCCAGUGCUAGAAACAGGGGUGUAGCCUAACUCCAGAUGACUGUCGUGAGCAGAAAGUAUUGAUAAUGUCCUAAAAGCAGUUCUACACCAAAAGUUUGAAAUUUUUGGUAGUUUUUUUUUUUAAUGAGUGACCUUUCACUGCUAGGCGCAUCAGUCUGCAAUAUUUUUGACAUUUUUAAAUCCUGAAUCAGACCCAGAUUAUGAUUCGAAGUCGAAUAUAUCAAUAGAUUUGACGGCUGAAGACGAUUGCAAUGUCUCAUAUAAUAUUGAUAAUGAUUUUUAGUGGAAGUGGUAGGGGAUCACCAUCUGAGCUAUCAGAGGCUAGAUCUACGGCUGGGUCUAAUGAUGCUUUGACUCUAGUGAAGUCAGGGAUCACACACAAGACUUUACUCAUAUAGUUGGUCCUAAAAACCAGUGUUUUAACUUUUCCCCCUUUUGUCCAGAAUGUGCAUUCACAUAUUAUACGCAACAUAUUCAAAUUUCAGUAAAAUCUGACAACAAUUAAAGACACAGUAAGCCAACCAAUAAAACAACCUUAUUUUUUUCUAUUGCCUCCAUUUUAAUUCAGGAUUCUAAGGAGGUAGGAAAAAAAAAGCUCAGGGUUUUAAGGGUUAAUGGGGUUUUUUUUUCUUAGAGUACUGAACCAUCAUUAGAUUGAUGUUCAUCCAGUAUGCUUAUUUUCCUUAACUGGUCUUCUUUAUAUUGUAUAAAUGUAAUCUGCCUUGGGUUUUUUUUUAAUUCUUUCCUUGGGCUUAUGAUGGAUAUGCUGGUACCUUUUUUUUUCAAAUCAUAAAGUUCUUUCUUUGACUCUUUGUCAUUCCCAUUUUUCAGAAAGACUAUGCUAAAUGUCAAACGGAGAAGUGGAAGGUUGUUCCACCCGUGCAGCCACAGAUGGCUAUUUAUAGAGUUCUUUUAUAGAUCUCGAAACAUUUCAUUUGUUUGUACCCAAAGGUUUCUGCUCUCAUUUCUUUGUUCGUUUGUUACCUUCUACAGAAAGGCUACUUGUUUCUUCUCACUGUUUGGUGUGCGGUGUUUCCUUGUGUACCCUUGUAGUACUCAAUAAACUUUUCUUCCUGGACUACAA
This is a messenger RNA of Aplysia californica (California sea hare), 16224 nucleotides long. Its product is annotated as cytoplasmic dynein 1 heavy chain 1. Lineage: Eukaryota; Metazoa; Mollusca; Gastropoda; Aplysiida; Aplysiidae. Gene Ontology annotation, biological process: microtubule-based movement. Bases 206 to 14149 code for a protein of 4647 amino acids. The transcript has 94 exons. Gene Ontology annotation, molecular function: dynein light intermediate chain binding; ATP binding; minus-end-directed microtubule motor activity. The record is from RefSeq and is a predicted model, not a curated record. Gene Ontology annotation, cellular component: dynein complex.